Lemur catta (Ring-tailed lemur) is the source of this 1392-nucleotide messenger RNA. Its product is annotated as SCAN domain-containing protein 1-like. The transcript is spliced from 4 exons. The record is from RefSeq and is a predicted model, not a curated record. NCBI's taxonomy places the organism in Eukaryota, Metazoa, Chordata, Mammalia, Primates, Lemuridae. The coding region runs from base 417 to 938 and encodes 173 amino acids.
AGGCGCAGCUUCCGGUUCCGGCGGCGCCCCACAAACCUCCGCGACAGAGUGGUGGUGUCCGUUUUCUGGAGUCAGUGUGGGGCUUAGGGUUUCACCCUGGUCCUCCCUCGCCCCCCGAGGUGGCACCUGCCCAGCUGGUUUGAUAAUCCUGGAACUCUGAAACAUCCAAAGUGUUGGACGUGUACACUGCUGGGAUUCUGACAAGUUCUCAUACACUCCAUACACUGAUACAGGAGCUUAGGUUCUUGAUCUUAACCUAGAGGCUUCUUUUUUUUUUAAACCCUAGCAACUGCACCUCUUCAUAAAUUGCUUUGUAGACAUGGCAAAUGUUCUAUAAAAAUGGAAGACGCAAACACCCAUGACUUGGUCGCCUCCCAAAGAAAUCGUGUAUAUAUAAUUGUUUUUGUCUUAACCUGAUGGGAGAAAAAAUGGAUGCAGGAUUCUCCAGCAAGGAAUCUGAAACGUUUUUUUCCCAGAGUUCCGGAAUGGAGACUGAAGGGUACCCAGAGACACAAAGAAAUAGAGAAGUCCAGAAUGAUCAAAUGAGGUCACUACUAAAUGAAAUGAUGGCUGAGGAGCCAGAAGUCGUCCUAAUCCCAGCUUCCCAGGUCCAGGUUCCACGAGAGCCUUCUGGGCUCCCACCAGAGCAGCUCAAUGAAGACUCUGUUGAGGACCUUGAUAACAUGCCACAAAGGAAUCCUCCGAACCCUGCAACUUCCAGGCAGAGGUUCAGGAAGUUCCGCUAUGAGGAUGCAGCUGGUCCCAGGGAUGUCCUCAGACAUCUUCAGGAGCUUGCUGGACAGUGGCUGAGACCUGACAUUCACACAAAGGAGCAGAUUGUGGAAAUGCUGGUGCAGGAGCAAUUCCAGGCUGUGCUGCCUGAGGAGCUCAGAGCUCAAGCCCAGAGAUGUCAGCCUGGAGUCAGAAUCACUGGCUAAACCUUGCUGCUUGCUUCCUGCUCAGCCUGCACGUGAGAAGUAAACAAGAGGUACUCUUUGAUGCAAGAUCCAGCUGUAGCCAUGGGAAACCUGAACCUCUGUUUUCUUUGAGCUUAUCUUUAGUUAUAAUAAGAAUCCAUCAAAACCCAUGUCUAGACCUCUUUUUGGCUGAGACAGCUUUAUUUCCUGGGACUAUGAACUCCUGAAGGAAUUUCUUAGGACAAUCAGCCUUCUGCUUCCAGCUCUUCCAAGAGCUUAUUUUUAUUCUGCUGGAUGCCUCCUUUUUUGCACUUUGUGACAUGCUUUAAUCUAUUGUUGUUAUGUAUCCAAAGAGGUAAUCAGCUUUAACGUUCAGAAUUCAUGGUUCUUGCUUUGGCGGCAUGAAUGGAAGUUUACGUAACUGCACCAGUUACUUAUUUGGGAUGCCUUUGAAAUAUUAAAGUUUGGUCCUUAA